Messenger RNA from Pseudophryne corroboree (corroboree frog), 6720 nucleotides. It is a transcript of the gene GFOD1, whose product is annotated as Gfo/Idh/MocA-like oxidoreductase domain containing 1. The transcript has 2 exons. Gene Ontology annotation, molecular function: nucleotide binding. The record is from RefSeq and is a predicted model, not a curated record. The coding region runs from base 580 to 1854 and encodes 424 amino acids. NCBI's taxonomy places the organism in Eukaryota, Metazoa, Chordata, Amphibia, Anura, Myobatrachidae.
CAGCAAUGUUGGAGGCCUGAACCUAGGCAGCACAGGCAGAGAUCUUUCCAUGCCCAGUCUGUAUGUGUACCCUGGACAGCACCUGUAGCAACCAGCACCUUGGACCAAUUCAGAGAUCCUGCAGCAGCCGCUGGGCCUGGCAGCAGCACACACGUCCCUCUGAUGGGCAGCCAGGGCCAGGAGGCGGCAGCCAAUGUCGGGGGAAGCUCCAUAGAGGGCGUUGCAGGAAAAGAGACACACUAGGUGACAGCAGCUGCCCCCACCCACUCCCUAUAUCACAGCAGCAGCAGUAGCAAUGAGAAGGAAACCUCUGAUCAUGGCAGAAGAAGACCAGCAGCUCCUGGCAGACCUGCACACUGGCUCUAGCCCCGGGGCCUCUGUGUAGUAAGACUCUGCUGCGGGGAGACUGGCACUGCUCGCACAGUGUGCCCCUUUCCUCCGUGCUGCUGCGUCCUCCCCUGGGAUUGCAUUGUGCUCAGAUGAGAAGGAUCCUGGCAUGAGCUGGACAUGGAGGGAAGAGCUUGGCCCCUCCAGGCUGGGAGGUGAGCGGGCAUGCAGAAGGCACAGUAGGCACCGUAUAUGCGCGAGGGGUGGGCACCUCCGGCUGCAGCACUGACUGAUCUGUGUGAGAGCGAGGACACUGGGCUCCCUGCAGCACCUUGCCAUUGUACCCGGAUCACCAUGCUGCCAGGAGUGGGGGUGUUUGGCACUAGCCUGACAUCCAGGGUGAUCAUCCCUCUGCUGAAGGACGAGGGGUUUUCGGUCAAAGCCUUAUGGGGUCGGACACAGGAGGAGGCUGAGGAGCUGGCCAAGGAAAUGAGCGUCCCCUUCUACACCAACCGCAUCGACGACGUCUUAUUGCACCAAGAUGUGGACCUAGUGUGCAUCAACCUGCCGCCUCCUCUCACCAAGCAGAUCGCAGUCAAAACCUUAGGGAUUGGGAAGAAUGUCAUCUGUGACAGGACAGCAACUCCCCUUGAUGCAUUUCGAAUGAUGUCAGCAGCUCACUAUUACCCUAAGCUCAUGAGCAUCAUGGGGAAUGUGUUACGUUUUCUGCCUGCCUUUGUGAAGAUGAAGCAACUGAUUCAAGAAGCAUAUGUGGGGGAACUUCAAGUGUGUGAGGUGCAGGUGCACAGCGGAAGUCUACUGGGAAAGAAGUACAACUGGAGCUGUGAUGACCUCAUGGGUGGAGGAGGACUGCAUUCUGUAGGCAGCUAUAUCAUUGAUCUGUUGACUUUCCUAACCAGCCAGAAAGCAGUGAAGGUCCAUGGUCUCCUGAAAACCUUUGUGAAGCAGACAGACCACAUAAAAGGAAUACGCCAGAUCACCAGCGAUGAUUUUUGUACAUUUCAGAUGGUCCUUGAAGGUGGCGUGUGUUGUACGGUUACUCUCAACUUUAAUGUCCCUGGGGAAUUUAAGCAAGAUGUUACAGUUGUUGGAUCAGCUGGUAGACUGAUAGUAACUGGAACAGACCUCUAUGGACAGAGAAACAUCUCUUCUGACAGAGAGUUACUUCUAAAAGACUCUACACCUGUUAGCAACUCCUUAUUGCCCGAAAAGGCCUUUAGUGACAUUCCUUCCCCAUACCUGAGAGGGACCAUCAAAAUGGUACAGGCUGUGCGACAAGCAUUUGAAGACCAGGAUGACAGGAGAACCUGGGAUGGCAGGCCACUUACAAUGGCAGCCACCUUCGAUGACUGUUUAUAUGCUCUUUGUGUAGUGGACACAAUAAAAAAAUCUAACCAGACUGGUGAAUGGCAGAAUAUAGUGAUAAUGACAGAGGAGCCUGAAUUAAGCCCUGCCUACUUAAUUAGUGAAGCUAUGCGCAGAAGCCGGAUGUCGCUGUACUGCUAGCAGUCCUGCCAGAUGUAGACAUAUCAGGAUUAAUUUGCAUAUGUAAAUUUAUGCUGCUUGAAGGCGUUUUUGUACCACAGCAGAUGGUACAGGUCUAUGAUAUAACUUAUGCAUCUUUGUAUAACUGCUGUCGUUGGAAAGGAACACAGUGUUUACUUUCCACAGCAGGCAAGCUGUGAACAUUUAUCAGAAUGUAUUUUAGUGAGGUGGUAGUUCUCCACAAUUGCAUAACUUCAUUUGCCUGUGAGCUGUAGAAAUGGGCCAUCGUUGCAGAUGUGUGCAUUUUCAAGAUUGUGUUACGCUUAGAAAUUGUGAAUGUCAGUUCUAUACAGAUGGCUUAAAGUGGCCAUAUUUGUCCUGUAUACAGAAUUUAUUGACUACUGUUUACUCAUUCCCCAAACAUUUUGUCAGCUGUAGCUUUUUAUUCAAAACACCAUGCACAUAAUUCUUUCUUGAAUUACUGUUCCUUGUAAGUAGUAUACUGUUUAGGAUGUGUGCUGCCGUAUACACUGUACUAAAUAACUGCAAUGUGUAAUAUGCAUUACUGCUCAUGUGUAGAAUUAGUUGUGAAAGUGAAGGCUGAACUGAAGCUAUGUUUCCAUUAAGCCAUGCAAAGCAGAUUUGUUACCUUCUUAGUAAGAAAUCAUUUCUGGUAUGUUUCUACUGUAUUAUUUACAUAUACACAGAGUCCCUUUUCUGUCAGGAAAAUGACCGACCAGGUGGCAACCCUAAUGUAAAGAUAUUAUCAAAUAAUUCUCACUAAACUUCUCUAAAACUUUCUCUGGACAAGAUCUCCCGUGGUUAGUUUGCCUUUCCUUAUGUCCAGAGCAUGUCCCUUUUUAUAAAAUAUUCAGAGUGUAUCUACGAGAGCUGGUACACAGUGACGGUUACAGUUUGGUUGCUAUGGCUACAGCAUCACAGCAUCUUUUCUGCACAGAAUCCUGCACACCAGUUUUCAUAACUGUCCACUUCAGCUAAAAUGGGAUGCAAUCGCGAGACCGCCUGUCGGGAUCCCGGCGGUCACAAUGCCGAUGCCGGAAUCCCGACAGGUAGUGAAAUGCCGACGCCGGAAACCUGGCUCAACUGGCUUUUCUCCCUCUAUGGGUGUCCACAAUACCCAAAGAGGGAGAAUAGAUCCUGUGGCGAGUGCAGCGAGCCCGCAAGUGGCUUUCUAGCGCUCACCCCACUGCCGGCAUACUGGUGGCUAGGAUCCCGCUGUCGGCAUACUGGUGGCUAGGAUCCCGCUGUCUGGAUCAUGACUGCCGGGAUUCUGGCUGCCGGUAAAAGCUAUGUAUUCCGCUAAAAGUACCAAAUAUAUUCCAUUGUUUAGCGUGUGCCCUAUGAAAAAGAGUAUAAAGCUCAGUAAAUGAUUUUACUAGGAUAGUUGGUAUUUCGACUACCUUUAGCAGUCCCUGGGGCUGUGGCUAGAAGGGGCAUAUAUUGUAGUGCAGCUUUAGAACAUGAAUGUAUAUUUGUGUUUCAGGUUUUAGUCAGACACUUAUUGAUGAAUACAUUAUAUAAUUUUCAACCUUUCAUAACUCACGGCACACUGAACAAGAUUUAAAUAUUGCCAAGGCACACUCAAAUAUAAUGGUGAUGCAUGGUGCAGUUGCGUGUCCUAGGAUGUCAUGUCACAACUUCUCCAUAGGUAACGCCUGAGCCACAUCUGAGAAAGCCAGAAGAGCCCAACACUGCCUGGGUCCAAACUUAGAACUGGCUCAGCAACCAAUAAACCCACCAGUAUUGAUUGUUCCAGGGCCUCAGUAGCGGCAAAACACUGACAGGCCUGGCUCUGCUUCUAUGGCGGCACACCUGGAGACUGCUCAGGGCACACCACGGCACAGUGUUGAAAAACACUGAUAGAACAAAUAGCUGUGUAGCAUGAGAUGAGCUGUGGCGUACAAGCCAUUAUUCAAUUGUCCUCAUUCAGGCAUUCAUUUUACAGACUCUUGUACAUCUGUAGUAUCAGCAAUCAGAAGAGCUUAGUAUAUUUUUUAUCACCUGAAAAUUAGAAUAUAAUGCCACUAAACAAGAAGAGUCUUUAAAUGCUGGAGAAAUAAAGUUUGAAUUAAUUUACAUUGACUAAGAGUCCACCUCCAGUCCCGACCAAAAUCAUUGUACUUCAUGAGUACUGUAUUGUAACUGAGAUGAUGUCAAAUUAUUUUCUGCCAAGUUAUCUCGAACUGUGAAAUUAUUUUCUAGAAGAUCCCAGAUGGAGACAAGUACAUUUCUAAGCAAGGGGUUUAUUCACUAAACUGCACUUUUACAAAUUAACAAUUUUCGAUAAUUUUGCAGAGUUUUAAAUCAGCUAUAUUUUUUUUUAACGGCAAUAUAGUGUGUGUUUUGCGGUAAAAAAAAAUGCUGCUUUAAAUCCUGCGGCAGAACAGUCUGUUUAACAAAUAUAUGCCCAGGUGUUAUAGAUUCAUUCAUUCUGUUUCUAUAUAGCAUGGCUGUGGAACACAUUCUGAAUUUUUACACUAUAGAACAUGCUUAACAUAUGAUAAAAUGGAAAGGACAUUACACCCUUUGGGGGCUGAUUCUGAGUUGUAAGCAAGUAACUGCAUCAUGGCAAAACCAUGCUGCACUGCAGGUGGGGCAGAUUUAAAAUGUCCAGAGAGUUAGAUGUAAGAGGGGUGUGUCCAAACUGAAAUCUACAUUGCCAUAUUAUUAAAAAAGCUGUCCUGCAUUUGUGGCUACAUGCAAAAGCAACCAGGAUAUACCCUACAUGCAAAGAUAAUAAAUAUAUUAGCAGUCCUUGUAUUGCAACAUGGUUUGUCCAGAUACCAAGUUAAGGGCCCUAUACACUUGUCGACCCGCCGCCGAGCUGCCCGACGGCCGAUACGGUUAGUUGCGUUUUUUUCUUUGCUUCUAAAUCAGCAUCACCCACAUUGUCUGUAAAUGGCAAAUAAGGAGGGACAAUUACAGUAUGAAAACUGGUGCUUCUGUAAGUACAAGUAAGAGGUGCUGUAGCCUAGAGUUUUCAUUUUCUAAACUACACUAGAAGAAGGAGAUACCAACUUACAUCAACUUUGGUUUAUUUUACUUUAAGGUCUUUUCCAUAGGUUUUAGUUAUCAACCUAUGGAAGCGCUUUCCAGUGACACUUUGGGUCUGUGCAUGUAAGUAAGCUGAAUAUGGUUCAGGCUGGGUGGGCCUCGAGGCACUGCACAUUUCUAACAUAGUCAGUGAACAUACUGUACUUGUAAUGUCAUUUUCUUGCAUUUUAAAUUUCAAUAUUUCAUUAAAAAAAUAGAUUACAAAAUCCAGACUAUAGGAAUUGUAUCCACCAUGGCAAUGGUGAAAUUGUACUGUAUGGAUGGUCAAUAUUGAAAAAUAUGAUCAUAUGAAUAUAAUCAGGCACAAAUAUUUCCGGGGUCAAAUCAGUGACCAUUUCCAAUAUUGUGUUAUAGUUAUAUGUGUAUCUGAGUAUUUGUUGGUGUCUUGCUUACAUAUACAGUAGUACAUCAACUGCCUACAAACCUCAGAUCUUAUACCGGACAGAUAAGUAAUGCAAACUCUUCCACAACGUUUGGUGAAUAAAAUUUUACGAACGUUAAAAAUGUUAAGUCUUAAUAUUUAAUAAUACAAAACAUGUAUACAGUCUGAUAUACAUUUGAAUUUGACUUAUCCCCAAGGAGAAAAGCACAAAGAUGGAUCAUCGAACAGCUCCACUUCACAAACUACUUAAUAAAACCUAUACUUGAAUUGCCCCAUCCUGUACUUGAAUGCUCUGAAACCCUUUAGUCUGAUGAAUAAGGCCUAUGCAAGAGGGUGCAUAGUGCAGAGCUUGCCGCGGUCACUUCAGUCUACCUGUGUCAUUUUGUAAAAAGUCAGAGCUCCAAUAAUUAAUACCAAAGAUCUCAAACUGCACUCACAUACCUCCAUGCUGCCCUAAUCUGCUGGGAGUGCUGCCUUGACAGUUGGCACAUGUGACCAGACUACCAGGAUGGUUAUGUCCUCACUCACCAUGGUUUGCAAGAGCAUUGGCACAUGGUAAUUCAAGGGUCUUUUUAGGAACAGAGAGAGGGGAUUUUCGGAGCAGCAUAAGGCUUCAGAAGCACUAGGCAGGCUCCUCGUGAUCAGGCCCCAAAUGCUGAAUGACUAUGUCCCCUGUUUGUGUGUGUGUAUCGGAACCUAUUACGUAUGACUCCUUGUCUCACUUUCUAGCUCUGCAGUGUUCUGCACAGGUAUGCACACAGGAGCACGAUGAGAACUCAGAGUGUGUGCUCGGGAACAAUAGUACUUAGAACACGUUUCGUAAUAUACACAUCUUUUGUGCAACUCUUAAGAAUAGAGGUUUAUAAACACUGAAAAAAACAUGUCCCUGAAAGUAAGACAUUGUUUUAAUUAGAGUAGGUAAAUUAAAUCUAGACCUAUUGCAGCAGAGUCAAACAAACUUAAUAAUAUUUAGCAUAAAACUACAGAAUGAAGAUGCAUGUGUAAGGCUUACAGCCAUGACAAUGUUUUCCAAUGAAAAGAGAUAAUGUUGCCACCUAUAGACAAGCCAGGAUUUUACUUGUAAAGAACAUAUUUUCUCUUGUAAUUAUGAAACUUCAGUUUCUAUCCUGUUUAAUUUAUUUUAAAAACAUGUCUGUUUAUGAAAGAUUGACAAGAAUGUAUUAUAAUUUUGUGAUGGCAAUCAAGCCUUUGCAGAACAAAAAAAGAAUAUUUGCACCACUUAUCGACCAAAUGUAAUUUUUGUUCUGCUUGCAAAAUAUUACAGAUAUUUUUGGGAAGGUGACCUUACAGAGGUAUAUUUUGUAUUAUUUCUGAUUUCCUGCUAACGUCUGUUUUAAUGCCACACAUGUGGUUAAUAAUUAAUGGAAUGGACACAAUAAAUUUUGUGCUUAUCUGGCGUUGAAGUUCAA